AUGGCGUCCCUUAGAGUUUUAGUCGGCUGUAAACGUGUCAUAGAUUACGCCGUAAAGGUUUGUAAAAUUUACUUGAAACUGCAAUAAAGUAUUAAAAGUAAAAUUUUUCAGUCUAAAAUUUUCUUUAUCUCCUGUAGAUACGGGUAAAACCCGAUAAAACCGGCGUAGUAACUGAUGGGGUCAAACACAGUAUGAACCCUUUCGAUGAGAUCGCAGUUGAAGAGGUGAGAAACCUUUUUAUAAAUAUAUAUUAUCAUUUAAUAUUUUAUUCCCUCCCACUAUCGGCAUUUCGAGAUGCAAUUGUCGCGAAUUUUCCCUCAAUUUUCUGAAGAUGUUUGGAUAUUUUUUUCUUAGGCGAAGAAUAUAAUUAUUUGUAAUGACCUUUACUCUUUACGUGGUAUCUUAAAGAUAACUCACUCUGUGAAUCAAUAAUCGACAUUUGUAAUAAUUUUUAUUAAUGUUAGUAAGAGGUGACAGUAAGCUUGAUUAAGUUCUUUUCUCCACACCAAAAAGAAGAGAUAAACAGGAAAAAAACGAAACAUUCGUUCACUUUGUUUGUGGUACAAGUUGCUGUUGGCUUGUUUGCUUAAAGGAUCUUGCCUUUGUUAUUUGACUUGACCCUUGGUCAUUUUACUCAAGAUCUGAUUGUUAAUACUCCCCUUUAGUUGCGACACAUUUCCUUGUAAAUAAGUUAUGAGAAUUUGAUGUUAGAUGAAGAUAACAACCUCUGCCUGAUAAGUUCAAGUAUACUCGUUGCCUUCUGUUGGAUAAUGUAUAGAUAUUAUAGGUAGAAGUUACAUGUUAAUCUCCUCUGGGAUUUAAGGGUUAAAACCCCCCCUCAUUGGAGGGAAAUUCAGAAUUUAAAGAGACAAUUUUCUGAAGUGUAUCAUGAAAAAAACUAUUGACAAUAUAUUGUUUGAAAGUAUUCCAUAGAUGAUGAUUACCAUGAUAUCAUGGGAAAAUGAGCACUCUCUCUUAUUUGUGUUGUUCAGAAGGAAAGUUAACUUUUUCCAUUUUGUCAAUUUUUAGGCUGUAAAACUGAAAGAGAAAGGUAUAGCUUCUGAAAUUGUUGCUGUGAGCUGUGGACCAGCUAAAAGUGAGGUAAUAAUUCAGUUAUUGUGCAGAAUGGUACUUUUUGAAAUAUAUAAUCUUUAAGCUGAUUGCAUUUUAUUUUGCACAUUAACUCUUAACUGUUACAAACUAACAUGUGCAAUUUCACUUAACUCCAAAGGAAACUCUUCGCACAGCCCUUGCCAUGGGAGCUGAUCGUGGUAUCCAUGUUUUGUUAAAUGACAAAGAAUAUGAAGGCCUACAGCCUCUUGCAGUAGCCAAAAUUUUUGCAAAGAUCACAGAACAAGAGAACCCAAAUCUGAUCAUCUUGGGAAAGCAGGUAUUAGGUGCUUAUUGUUUAAUUUUAGGCUAUUAAAAAGAAAGGACAAGCUCACUUGAUGGAAAGUACAGUUGGGUCAGUUCAUAGUGGAGGUGAAGUGUUUAUUGCUGUUUGCUUGAUAUUUGAUGAAGUUAGUAAGGAAAUACUACACCAUGAAAAAAUGUUUAAUUGUUUUUAUACUUUUCCCAACUUUGUGCUAUAGGCAAUAGAUGAUGAUUGUAAUCAGACUGGACAAAUGUUGUCUGCAUUGCUUUCAUGGCCUCAGGUAAUAAAUGAUUUAAAACUUAACACUGGAUAAAUGCUACCAUCCUCCAAGUCAGAAUUAUUUCAUCAUGGGUUUUAGUUGCACAUUUUAAAAUGUUUAGAUGCUUUUGUCAGUCUUCCACUUGCAUCUAUUCAAGGGACCAGGUUUCGCUGACAACAGGAAGCAUAUUCUCAAUAUUUUUCUCUACACAUUUUUUCAUUGUCCAACAAAGAGAUAUUGUUUAAUUAUUGAGAGCAUUUUUGGUUGAGGAUCAUUUAAUUUACUCUCAUUACCCUAAUGUUUGAUUCAGCAGUGAUAUUGUUAGGAGAUAUUAUAUGUUAGUCACACAUAGGGUUUAAAAGUUACGUCCUCGUUGAAGGUCUGCUUAUGAUACUUUGAUGGUCAUUGCAGGCAACAUUUGCUUCCAAACUAGAAAUGAAAGAUGACAAGUUAGCAGUGACACGUGAAAUUGAUGGUGGCUUAGAGAUGAUUGAUGUGAAGAUGCCAUGUGUGGUCACAGCAGAUUUAAGGUAGUUAUUGGCUCAUAAGUUCCAUGAUAAAACAAAAAUGUCUUUGGUGAUGAGUGAAAACUUGACCCUCAUGACUGAACUGCAGGGAAAGUGUUAUUGCAGAACUAUGUAAAGUCUUAAUAAGAAUUUGGGGUUAUAAAAUCUCUCAGACACUAGUUGGACCUAUUAAGCAACUAGGUGACAAAGCCACAAGUUAGGCUGUUGUCAGUGCAUGUUUGUUCCCCAGAAAUUUCAGGAAGGUGAGAAAACUGAUCAACUUUGGAAUGUUAGCGCAGAUUAUGGUCACUGUUGCUUAUACUAUUUAGGUCUGGUGGCAGUGGCCAGUGUCCACAAUGCCUUUUGAUAUGCAUGUAAUUGUUACCUGCUUUACCUCUUCAGG
This is a messenger RNA of Pocillopora meandrina, 2543 nucleotides long. The record is from the annotation of a GenBank genome assembly. NCBI's taxonomy places the organism in Eukaryota, Metazoa, Cnidaria, Anthozoa, Scleractinia, Pocilloporidae.